AUGGACUUAGAUACAGACGUACCAAUGGAAGAUGUUGAAGAUUUAAAACAAGAUACCACCACCAACAAGACAACAACACCAACAUCAAUCACUGACAAAUUAACAAAUGCAUCUACAACUACAACUGCUACUGGUGAUAAUAAAAGAUCACAAUUAAAUUUAUCAACAGUAAAUCAAUUAGAUGAAUGGAUUGAUAAAUUAUCUAAAUGUGAACCACUUGCAGAAUCAGAUGUUAAGAAAUUAUGUGAUAUGGCAAUUGAAGUAUUACAAUUUGAAGAAAAUGUUCAACCAGUUCAAGUACCAGUAACAAUAUGUGGUGAUGUUCAUGGUCAAUUUCAUGAUUUAAUGGAAUUAUUUAAAAUUGGUGGUCCAUGUCCUGAUACAAAUUAUUUAUUCAUGGGUGAUUAUGUGGAUAGAGGGUAUUAUUCAGUUGAAACUGUUUCCUAUUUAGUUUGUAUGAAGGUUAGAUAUCCUAAUCGUAUAACAAUCUUACGAGGCAAUCAUGAAUCAAGACAAAUUACUCAAGUUUAUGGAUUUUAUGAUGAAUGUUUAAGAAAAUAUGGUUCUGCAACCGUUUGGAAAUUAUUUACUGAUUUAUUUGAUUAUUUCCCCAUUACUGCAUUAGUUGACAACAAAGUAUUUUGUUUACAUGGUGGAUUAUCACCCAUGAUUGAAACAAUUGAUCAAGUUCGUGAAUUAAAUAGAAUCCAAGAAGUUCCUCAUGAAGGUCCCAUGUGUGAUUUAUUAUGGUCAGAUCCUGAUGAUAGAGGUGGUUGGGGUAUUUCCCCCAGAGGAGCCGGGUUCACAUUUGGUCAAGAUAUAUCGGAACAAUUCAAUCAUACUAAUGAUUUAAGUCUUAUUGCAAGAGCCCAUCAAUUGGUAAUGGAAGGUUUUAGUUGGAGUCAUCAAGAAUCUGUGGUUACAAUAUUUUCGGCUCCUAAUUAUUGUUAUAGAUGUGGUAAUCAAGCAGCAAUUAUGGAAGUUGAUGAACAACAUAAUAGACAAUUUUUACAAUAUGAUCCAUCGGUAAGGCCAGGUGAACCUACUGUUACUAGGAAAACUCCUGAUUAUUUCUUAUAG
Molecule: messenger RNA, 1080 nt
Organism: Hemisphaericaspora subhashii
Lineage: Eukaryota; Fungi; Ascomycota; Pichiomycetes; Serinales; Debaryomycetaceae
Gene: PPH21
Product: phosphoprotein phosphatase 2A catalytic subunit
Exons: 1
Coding region: 1-1080 (359 amino acids)
Biological process (GO): mitotic cell cycle; peptidyl-serine dephosphorylation
Cellular component (GO): cytosol
Molecular function (GO): protein serine/threonine phosphatase activity
Source: RefSeq, a predicted model, not a curated record